Molecule: messenger RNA, 2211 nt
Organism: Symbiodinium sp. CCMP2592
Lineage: Eukaryota; Dinophyceae; Suessiales; Symbiodiniaceae
Source: the annotation of a GenBank genome assembly
AUGGCUGUGCCGAGCAAACGCUUACGACAGAAGGCGACCGUGGAGCCCGAUGCAGGAGACAAGAAUCCCGGCAUGCUGAAGAGCCCCAACCCUCGAAAGCUGAAAAAGGCGAAGGCCGAGUUGAAAGCUGUGGAGGGGCUAGCUUCGGCAAGCUCAACGACGGCGAGCUCCCCAGGGAUCUUGAAAAGAUCGCCCUCUGUGGAUAAGAUUGCUAAGAAGCUUAGCUUUGGGACACCGACGGUGCACUCGAUCGAAGCCAGCAACACCCCGAAGACGACGAAGAUGAGCCCCGAACGUGCGAGGGAAGUUCUUGAGGCUAUCAAGGUAGCCCAGGGCAGCGAGUCCAGCGAGGACGAGAAGCACACGGCGGCAGAGACGACCAAGGCUGAUGCUGUCGCAGCCAAAGCCAAGCAGGCCAACAACAAGAAGAAGACGAUUUCGGACGAGGAUGCCGACAACAUCAUCCUGCAGUGGCAACAGCAGCAGCAAGCGCAGACGAGUGACAACGACGAUGACGGCGAAAGCGCGAGCGAACCGGAUGAGGAGCAAGCCUGCUCUGGGGAUGAAGCUUCAGAGGAAAGUGAGGAUGAAGAGCAAAGAUCGAAUGGCGAGGCAAGCGAGCAGGAGGAUCCAGCAAAGGAUUCCGAAGUGGAUUCGGCACCGGCGGCAGAAUCGGGAGCAAGCGAGCCCGGGGAUACGACGGAUGGCAGCGAGAUCGACGAGUCCGAAUGCUCGAGCAGCGCGUUGGAUUCUGAUGAAGGCUUAACCUCCGGCUCAGAGCCACCGAGCUCCGAGGAGGCCAAAAAAAUCAAGACGGCUGCUGCUGCCGCCAGCGACGACAGCGAGUCCGAGAGCGAAGCCGAGGCGAACAGGAAGCCCACAAAGACGACCGAGAAGGAGAAGACCAAAGAGGAAAAGCGACAGAAGCAGUCCCAUCGGGAGACGAUCAACGGCGACAAGCGACGCACAACGACCGAGACGAAGACCACCAAGGAGGAGACGCGACACAAGACUGCCGAGAAGCAGACCACCGCCGACGAGAAGCGACACAAGACGGCCGAGAAGGAGACCACCAAAGAGGAGAAGCGACACAAGAUUGCCGAGACCACCAAAGAGGAGAAGCGAGACAAGACUGCCGAGAAGGGGACCACCAAAGACGGCAAGCGAGACAAGACGAGCGAGGACACCACCAAAGACGGCAAGCGAGACAAGACUGCUGAGAAGCUGACGACCAAAGAGGAGAAGCGAAACAAACAGGGCGACAAGGAGGCCACAAAAGAGGAGAAGGUACGCAAGGACGGUGAGAAGAAGGAAAAGAAGGAGAAAAAGGCAAGCAAGGACAGGGAGGCGUCGUCCGACCAGGAAGCGGAGGAGGACGAGAAAGGCGGUUUGGCCAGCGCUGAGAAAAAAGCCUUGGCCGUGCCCAACAGCUCCAGCCACAGGAAAGAGUACAUGCGCUUCAAGAGAUGGACGAAGUCCAAAAAGAGGUUUCCAGCAAAGCUUCUGAGCACGGUUCAGACCCAGGACAAGGAGUCAUCAACCGUGAAGUGGGGCUUCCGCCCGGAGAAGUGGCUUCAGGAUCGCCGCGGCGAUCGGAAAGCAGAGAAGCUGAUGGAGCGCAAGAAGGCGCUGGGCUUGACGAUUCCUGAUCCUGAGCUCCCUGCUGACAGUGGGGAAGUGCUUUACUUCGUGCUGUUGGAGAUGGAUUUCGCUAACAUCCAGGAGGUUGCAAGGAUUACCCAGCUGGAGAUGAAGGGUGGGAUCGACAAGGGCGGUGGCAUCCUCGAUCCCGCCAUGGUCCUGAAGCUCGUGGACUUUGGCUCCGGAGCUCCGCUCAACGGGGGUGGAGCCCAAGACCCCAUUGCAAAAAGCCGAAGCCCGCAUGAGCAAAACAUUGAAAGAUUCGGGACCUGGGCCUUCAAGCUACGCCCCAUCCAAAUGAGCUCAACCUUCAUCAAGCAGUUGGAAGAAGUCAGCGCGAAGCUGACAGAUGUGGCGGCUCGGAUCCAGCAGCUGACGAACAAGAAGAAGAACAAGAACAAGUACUAUGUGCACGUGUGCAAGGAGGCUGACGAUCUGAGUAAGGUGGCCGAACGAAGAAUCUCUUUGGCUAAAGCCCUGGUGCGAGCCAGCACUGCCAAGCCCAAGGCCAAAGCAAAGGCUGUCGCGAACGGCACUGUCACAGCGCAGUCGCCUGGGUCGGCUAAGUGA